Messenger RNA from Phoenix dactylifera (date palm), 3673 nucleotides. Its product is annotated as la-related protein 1A-like. The record is from RefSeq and is a predicted model, not a curated record. Lineage: Eukaryota; Viridiplantae; Streptophyta; Magnoliopsida; Arecales; Arecaceae. Gene Ontology annotation, molecular function: RNA cap binding. Gene Ontology annotation, biological process: mRNA stabilization.
UUUUCUCUCAUAAAAUCGCGACCGCGUAUUUUAUUCCUUCUCCGCUCGCAAAACUGUCACUCGCCUGCUUCCAAAAACCCUAAUGCCGCCUUCCGUCCUCCAAAAACCCUAGGCUGGCGUCGGCGGAGAUGGCAGUGACACGCCGAAUCCGCGGAGAUCGGCGAGAAUCUAGACCCUAGAUGCGAGACCUCGUUCGUGCGGUACGAUCCCUUUCAAGGUAGAUUUGUUCCCAACCAAACCCACUGGCAAUGGAGAGCGACAUGGCGAUGGCCCGAGGCAGUGAUCCCGUUGAGACCCCGGAGGGCGGGGCUUCCGAGAUCACGGGAGAGGACGGCGUGGCGGUGAGGUCGCCGUGGAGGAAGCCGGCGGCGCCGCCCGUUGCGGCGGCGGAGGGUAGGAGGGCCGAGGGCCCGGUGAUGGGGGCGGAGUCGUGGCCGGCGCUCACGGAUGCCAGGACGAAGGCUGAUUAUGAUGCUGCUGUGACGAGGCUGGCUCCGUCACCUGUGCCUCCACCGGCGGCGGCGUCCCCGGCGGGGACUGUGGGUCCGGUUCCAAGUAACGGGUCACCACUGCCACCGCCUCUUCCGUUUCAGGGAUCAAUUGGAAUGCGUAAAUCUGAUGGAUUUGGAAGAGGUAAUUCUUCCAAUAGGCAUCAUCCAGUGCACCCUCAUAAACAUGGUCCCAAGCGAAAUGCCCCUUCAAAUGGUGUGCCACCAUUUCCUGUCCCCCUGCCAUACCACCAACAACCAGGUCAACCGAUGUUAUACCCUAUCGUGCCACCUCCACCUCUGGUGGUUCAUGAGUAUGCCUAUCAGUCGUGCCCUGCACCGUUUCCUAAUGGUGAACCACAUAUUGCAAAGCCUGGAUGUGAAACUCCCUUGCCGGCUUUUACUCCAGCUGGCCAUGCUGGAGGAAAUGAUGGUAGCAGAAAUUUCCAUCCGCCACCCCGUGGAGAUCCAAAUGCUUGGCGCCCCAGUGCCAGCAAUUUUGGCAGCAGACCAAAUAAUGGUCAUGAGCCUGGUAGCCAUUUCAACCAGACAUGGCAUAAUCAACGGAAUCCAAGAGAGAAGAUAAAUAUGCCACGUGGUAUUGGACCCAGGACUUUCAUCAGGCCAGUUCCACAAUUUUUUGGUCUAGCUCCAGGGUUUAUUAGUGGACCUCGUUAUCCUGGUCCUGCUCCUCCGAUGUAUUAUGUUCCUGCUGCUCCUCUGGAGAUGAUGAGGGGUCCUCGUUUUUUUUCACAUCCUCCCCCUCCUACAUAUCCUGUUGUGACACAAGAGCCACUAGACUUGAGAGCUAACAUAGUAAAACAAAUCGAGUACUAUUUCAGUGAUGAGAAUUUGCAGAAGGACCAUUACUUGAUAUCUUUACUGGAUGAACAGGGAUGGGUUUCUAUAUCUAAAAUCGCGGACUUUAAUAGGGUUAGAAAAAUGACAACAAACAUAUCCUUGAUUCUGGAUGCUUUGCGGAGUUCAGAGUUGAUAGAAAUUGAGGAUGACAAGAUAAGAAGGCGAAAUGACUGGUCAAAAUGGAUUCCGGCAUUAGCUCAGCAGGCAGUUUCAACAAAAUCUCAGCCUACAGAGGGCCAAUCUCCUGUCAGCAUGGAAAAAGAUGACAAUAAUGGAAGUAGUAAUGUUGGCAUCUCUGUUGAGAAUAAUGGUGGCCAAACUACAUGUGAAGAUGAAGAUGAGUGUUUGCCUUCAUUGAAUGAUUAUUCUAAGGCAGAAGUUAAGAAUAAUAUGGAAUGUAACAUGGUGAAGCUGUUAACUGUUUGUGAAUCAAUAGCAUGCAACAGAGAUGGUGAGGAAGGGAGCAAAGAAUUAGCAUCCGGACCAUUUUUGGACACUAAACAAGGAGAACCUUGUAGUGAAUGUAGCUGUGUGUUAGACAAGGAUUCUGUCAGCAGCAUUUCUGAUGUUAAGUAUAGCAGCAUUGAUAUUUCUGUUAGCUCUGUAAGCUCACAGGAAAAAAUCAAUCUUUCCAGUAGUGGUAAUCCUGACCUUCAGAAAGUAAACACGAGGUCAAAUAGGAGACCUGACAUGCCUAGUCUAGGAUGUUUCUCUAAUGCUUCUGCAAAUAAUGUGUCUCCCAGCUUUGCUGGGGAACAAAGCACAUUCAUGCUUGAUGAAGAACUGGAAUUAGAGCAGACAACAGGCCAAAAAGGCCAUCUCUCGUCAAACAGAAGGAUUGAUGAGGAGGAGGAUGAGAUGGAUGUUAAUGACCAAGAUGUGCAUAAACUUAUAAUCGUUACCCAGGAUAUUCGGAUAGAACAAGAUGAUAGAACUGGCUCAAGGGAAUCUGAACCUAUCUCGAAUGAGCUUGCAACUGCCAUCAAUGAUGGCCUUUACUUUUAUGAACAGGAGUUGCGAGCCAAACGAUCUAAUAAUCAAAGAAAUAAUCAUGGAAUGGAGAUGAAAGAUGGUGACUUUAAACCUUCCAGCCUUGGAAAUUCAUCUCCGAGUUCAAAGGCAAAUGUGAACAUUGUUGUAAAUAAUGGCCCGGAAGAGGGUGGACAUCUUAAUUCCCGGAGACGGCAAAAUAAAGGCACCAGCAAGUCGCAUUCCUCACAUAAACAGCGGUUGUUUCCUGGUAAUUUUAGAAAUCAUGGCAAUGGCCGUCACCGCAAUGGAAUUGUUUCAGAAAGCCCACCAAGCAAUUCAGUUGGCUUUUUCUUUGGGUCAACACCACCUGAAAAUUGUGGCCUGAUGUUGUCAAAAUUGAGUGGGUCUCCUCAUGGUAUUCUUUCUGGAAGCAGCCCGCCAGUGGGAUCAAUGCCAAAACCUUUUCCACCUUUUCAGCACCCAAGCCAUCAGCUUUUGGAAGAAAAUGAAUUUAAGCAGCAAAAGUACCUGAAGUAUCAUAAGCGUUGUCUUAAUGAACGUAAGAGAUUAGGAGUUGGUUGUAGUGAGGAAAUGAACACACUUUAUCGGUUUUGGUCAUAUUUUCUGAGAGACAUGUUCAACCAAUCCAUGUAUAAUGAAUUUCGUAAGCUAGCACUGGAAGAUGCAGCUGCUAAAUAUAAUUAUGGGCUAGAGUGUCUCUUUAGAUUUUACAGUUAUGGCUUGGAGAAGAAUUUUAAAGAGGAUUUGUAUGAAGACUUUGAACAGCUUACGCUUGAAUUUUACCAUAAAGGCAGUAUUUAUGGCCUCGAAAAAUACUGGGCAUUUCACCAUUUCCGAGAGAUGCGGGGCCAUAAUCGGCCUCUAAAGAAGCACCCAGAGUUGGAUAGGCUACUUAGGGAAGAAUAUCGUAGCUUGGAAAAUUUCAAGGCCAAGGAAAAGGUGGAGAAGGCAUCAGGGAAAGAAUGCAGCAGCAGCAGCAGAAGCGGUGGCUCUAACGAUCGAGAUAGAUCAACCAACUGUUAGUUAUGGCUGCAGCAUCUGUUCUCUGUGCACGAACCAAGGCAUAGGUUGGUGUGAAUUUUGGGCUGUUGACAUGGAAAACUUUGGUUUGGCUAGGAGGGUUCAGAGUCAGUAGGCUUUUAUCUUGUGCAGAUUUUGGAGUCCUCUGCCGGUAGUUAAAGGUGGCUGGGUCAGGAAUUCUUUUUUCCCUCCAUCCCGGAUUUGUACAUAAGGUAAAGGAAUAUAAAUAAUGACUGUAUCUGGAAUUGUGGAAAUGACAAAUAAGAGAGCUUGGAAUUAGCCAUGCUAUUUUAAAAAAAUUUAUGCCCUUA